Gadus morhua (Atlantic cod) is the source of this 4928-nucleotide messenger RNA. RefSeq names its product trafficking protein, kinesin binding 1b (gene trak1b). Gene Ontology annotation, cellular component: cytoplasmic vesicle; mitochondrion; dendrite. The transcript is spliced from 16 exons. NCBI's taxonomy places the organism in Eukaryota, Metazoa, Chordata, Actinopteri, Gadiformes, Gadidae. The record is from RefSeq and is a predicted model, not a curated record. The coding region runs from base 1329 to 4028 and encodes 899 amino acids. Gene Ontology annotation, molecular function: GABA receptor binding; myosin binding. Gene Ontology annotation, biological process: vesicle transport along microtubule; anterograde axonal transport of mitochondrion; mitochondrion distribution.
UUGUCUCCUACCCUCCCCCUCCUCCUGUUUCUGUCCAUGCUGUGUCAUCCAUGCAGACAGAAUGGGGGGGUGACUAUCUGGUGAAUCACAAGGCUGCCAGUGAUGGCGUACAGUAGUUAUGUGUGGGAGUCCAGGGAGAAAACUAGAUCGUUAGGCAGUGUGACAGGGCAGAGAGAGAGAGUCAGAGGCAGUGAGAGGAAGAGAGGUGAAGAGAGAGAGAGUCUUUUUCAAUCCGUGCUGCAAGUGGAUAGUCGCCGGUAUUUUUUUCCCGGCUCCAUGAGGGAAGUGUACUGUUGUAGUCCGAGCCUGAGGUGAGCUGGAGGAGGAGGGGCCAGGAUGAAGAGAAGGGCAGGGGCUGAGUGGCGGCGGUGGAUCAGGGAUUGAGGACGUUGGUGAUUGGUGAACUACCAUGAAAGCAAGAGGGCGUGUUGUGUGUUUGUGAUGGAUAUCCUGACAGUCGGGUCACCUGAUGCAAUAUUGAUGAGGACGACUGUGGUAACCUCCGACCGUAGGUAAUGGGAUCGUCAAAGAUUGUGUCGCCAGAGUAGAAAGUAUGACGACCUUGGAUGAUGCGAUCCUAUAGCAAAUGUAACCUAGUUACCACCGUAGGUAAUGUGUCCUAACUCCAUAGAUUACCACCGAUGUAUGAAGGCAUUCACUGUGUAUUGUUUGUGUGGAUGGGUUGUUGCUUUAAACUGUCUUAGAGUUUGGCAGGUAAUGCAGGGAGGAGUGUAAGUGUCCUAUGAAUGGGGUUUUAGCUGAGCUUCUGCCAGGCGGUAUUCAGCUGCUUGUUGAGAGCAUUUCAUUGGAUCUCUCUGAGGAGGAAUCUAAUCUGCCUUCCUGCUCAUGAACUAACAGACACACAGACACACACUCAAAGUCAAAGUCAAACAGGGUUCAUGGUGCGCUCACACAUUAUUGCUUUCCUUGUUUUGAUUGUGUUUUGGAGCGAUGGAUGUCGACGGCAACGUGUCACUAUGCUUGUGGAUAGUGAGUCAACAGUAUUGCAGUACUGCAUCUUAGUCAAUUGAUACACCUGCUAAUACACUGAACGUUGUAUAUAUGUAUGAUCAGGGAUGUAUCCUGCUCUGGGGAACUUUUCCUACGAUUAAUUUUAUGUUUUGUUCUACAUUUCUAUUAUUGAUCUGCUUAUCUGUGAUCGAUAUCGUUCCCUUUGCCCUGACGUAACCAUUGUUCGACCUGUCGGCACGGACAGGGUGGGGCUCCAUUUGCAGAAAGUGACAAGUCGAUUUCUACUUCGUUCUUGGACCGAAAUGUUGCUGCCAAUAUAGGUGGUGCAAUUGCUAUGUGCCGACAGAGUGGGCCAGAUGACCAAGACGUACAACGACAUCGAUGCCAUCACACGUCUGCUGGAGGAGAAAGAGAGGGAUUUGGAGUUGGCUGCCCGGAUUGGUCAGUCCCUACUCAAGAAGAACAGAACUCUGACCGAGCACAAUGACUACCUGGAGGAGCAAGUGGGGCACAUCGCAGAGGAGGUGGCCCAGCUGCACCAUGAGCUGAACCUGAAGGAUGAGCUGCUGCAGUUCUACACCCAGGCGGCGGAGGAGGGCGAGGAGGAGCCCGGCGACUCUCCGAGGAGGAGGGGUAAAGUGGGGGCUGCUUCUGGAGGCUUUGGGUCGGACCCGCUGCAGAUGAAACUCAAAGAGCUGGAAGAGGAGAAUCUGUCACUGCGCUCAGAGGCCAGUUACCUCAAGUCGGAGACAGAAACAUAUGAAGAGAAAGAACAGCAGCUGGUCAACGACUGUGUUAAGGAACUCAGGCUGUCAAGCCUCCAGAUCUCCACCAUCGCUGAGGAGCUGGCCAGGAAGACUGAGGAUGCAUCCCGGCAGCAGGAGGAGAUCACCCACCUCCUCUCCCAGAUCGUGGACCUGCAGAAGAAGUCCAAGAUGUUUGCAGUGGAGAACGAAGAGCUCUCUCAGCACUUGAUUGCGGCAAAAGAUGCCCAGAGGCAACUUACAGCUGAGCUCCAGGAGCUGGAGGAGAAGUACCUGGAGUGCAUCGAGAUGCUCCACGAGGCCCAGGAGGAGCUCAAGGACCUCAGGAACCGCAGCUACCCCGCCGGGACCCCCCGCCGCUUCCACCCCCUGGGUCUCUACCCCAUGGACUCCCUGGCUGCUGAGAUCGAGGGGACCAUGAGGAAGGAGAUGAGCCUCGAUGACCCUGAGUGUGAAGAACAGAAGGGCCACCGGCGGCGCGUGUUCCAGACGGUGAAGAACAUCAACCAGACGGUCCGCCAGCGCUCGCCCAUCCCGGGCUCCAACGCCAACAUCCCGGGGUCCAAUCAGACGCAGUCGUCCCGCUCCUCGCCGCUGUCCAGCGGCCCGGCCACGCCUCGCCUGUGCCCGGGGGACAUCACCGGCGAGGGCGUCGGCCUUGACAACCGCGCUCAGAGUAUCCUCAUGGAGGCUGCGUCCAAUCGGGAGAGCUGCGGGGACGGCUCGGGGAAGAAGAGCGCAGGGGCCGAGGACCUGCGGCUGGCCCUGCGGCGCCUGUCCCUGCGGCGGCAGAACAACCUGAGCGAGCGGCGGUUCUUCGAGGAGGAGCGGGAGCAGCGGCGGCGGGGCCACGGCGUGCCCCUGGGCCUGGAGGGCGGGCUUACCCCCUCGGACAGCAUCAUGUCCCUGGGGAGCCUCCAGCUCUGGGCCCACCGGGGGGCCUACCUCCCCGACAAGCUGCAGAUCGUCAAGCCCCUGGAAGGGUCGGCCACGCUGCACCACUGGCAGCAGCUGGCCCAGCCCCACCUGGGGGUGAUCCUGGACGCGCGGCCCGGGGUCAUCCCCAAGGGCUACCGGCCGCUGGAGCUGGAGCUGGAGCAGGCGUUCCCCUGGGGCGGCCUGGAGGAGGACGAGCCCGGGGAGCAGUACUUCCAGAACCUGCCCACCACCUCGGCCACCGCCUCGCCCAUGGUGCCCUGUCCCACCAGCACGGCCCUCCCCCCCGGCCCCGUCGAGGGGCAGGGCCUGACCCCCCUGCCCGGCCCCGGCACCCCCUCCCCGUCGCCGCACCUCGCCAACACGGACCCGCUGGCUGCAUACUACCCAGGGAAGUGCAUGGCGCAUACCAGCUCCACCUACACCUUCACCACCUGCCGGAUCCUGCACCCCACCGACGAGCUGACCCGCGUCACCCCCAGUCUGAUCUCGGGCCCGGCCACCUCUUCCUGUGUGAUGACCAGCAGCCUGUUGGCCACGCCCAUCGCCACGCCCUGCACCCCACGGCGACUCGGCAUGAUCCCCUCCGAGUCCUCAACCAACCUCAGGGACGCCACGCGCACCACCAGCACCUCCCUGGGGCUAGUGCGCCUCCUGCAGGAGAGAGGCAUCUCUGCGGCCAUGUACCACCACCAGAGCCAGGGCCUGGAGCCCCCGCAGGGCAGCGAGGGGCUGCUGUUCAGCACCUCCGUCACCCCCCACCGCGCCCGCCCUUCCACCCCGCCCAACUCCCCCACCCGGUCCCGGGCCGGCGGGAGCGGGGGCUCUGCGGUGGACCCCGGCGGGGGCAGCGGAGAAGAGACGCCGCUGGGCUUCGACUUCAAGGGCCCCCCCUACGACAACUUCCUGACCUCCCGGCCGGCGCGCUCCAUCCUGAAGGACGUGGUUGAGGGGGGGUCCCGGGGCCGGCAGCGCGCCCGCGACUGCGAGUGCCAGACGGACGUCAGCGUGUCGGUGCAGCACCUCAACCUGCUGGAUAAGGUCAAGCAGCUGGGCGUGGCCGGGGCGGCGGGGGCCCGGGCGACCAGCCCGGGCCCCAUCCUGGGGGGGCCCCUGGGCGGGCUCCGCCGGUCGGGCUCCCCCUUCGGCCCCGAGGGGAUGCGGAGGAACAGGAGUUACCCGGCGAUGGUCGGGGCCAGCAUGGCCAUGAAGGGCCCGGGGCCCCAGGCGGAGUCGGAGAUCCUGCUGGCCGCCAGUCUGCCGAAGCAGCGGAGCCUGAAGGAGGGCGGCGUCGGCGGGGUCGGCGGGUGGGGCGUGGACCGGUCACCUGGAGCCCCCCCGAGCACGGAGCACUGAGGCGGGGCGGGGUUCAACCGACGGGGGGCGGCACACCCACCAGGCCGGUCUCAUGUGUAGCACUGUCGUGUACAGAACCACCGUUUUACGAUGUUUUGCUGUGGUUGUACACAAGCACACACAAGCCCUCAGCCGACAGGGAACUCCCUGGGGGUCCUGGGAGCUCCCCGGUUCACCGGUCAGCCCCGUCUACCUAUGUUUAACACGCUAUCCACAAGCAGCUCCUAUGGGGACGUGAGAAGAGAUCAAAAAGCCGACACUAGCUUCCACUCCCUGUCCCUCUGCCUGUGCUUGUGUCUGUUCCCCAGCACAUGCACAUUCCCGUAGAUGCAUACCAACGUAGAAAGUCACCAUUUAAUGCUUUUUAAAUCAUAAACGUUGGCUACUUGCCGUUUAUGUAGCACUUCAACAAGCCUUUCUCCUUCACCUAUACUAGGUUAAGAAGAUCCUUAAAAAAGGAUUUAAAAAUCGACCUAUGAGGGCCAGGAACAUUCAUUAGAUUCUCUCUCACUGUGCCUGUUCCUACCCCUCGUUCUAGCCCUCUCUUCUCUCCCUCUUCCUUCAUCCUCUCUACUAUGAGCCCUCUCUUCUCUCUCCAUACCCCUUUUGAUUACAUCUUAAAAAGCUUUAUUACAAGGGCAAAUAAACGUUCACCUUGCCAAAGUAAAUGAACAAUUCAAAGGGCAAAUAAGAUUGUAAUUACCAAAUCGACAUAUGUGACAUAGUAAACAUAUGUACAUAAUUAACAUAAUAAAAUAUGUAUCUCAUCUCUAUCUUUCUCUCCAUUGAUCCCUCCUUCAUCACACCCUGCCUUCAUCAGACCCUCGUCCCAUCUCUUUAUCUCUCUCUCUGUCUCUCUGUCUCUCUCUCUCUCUCUCUCUCUCUCUCUCUCUCUCUCUC